AUGAAGGAUAUAAAUAAUGAUUCAUUAAAUCCAACCUCAAAAUUAAAGUCUAGCCCAAUAUCAAUUGACUUUAUUUCUUUUAGCCAAAACGAUAUUAAUUGUAUUAAAUGUGGAAAUAAAUACUCCGAGACUCUUUUAUUUGAACAGAAAUAUUGUAAAAGGUGUCUUUUACUUUAUAUUAAUAAAACGACAACUGAUAAUUGCAUAUAUUUAGAUCUACACAUAGCUACUAUAAAUUCUCAAUGUAGUGAACAUAAAACAAGGAGUUUCUUUACUCAAGAAUGGUGUGACAACUGCUCGAUAAUUUCAUUCUUUAAACAAAUACCAACAAAUUCUUUAGCAAUAUAUGAUGAUGAUAUUAGUUUUGAAGAACAAAAUAUAAUAAUUGAAAAUGAAAAAAAUUGUAAAUUUUGUGAAAAAAUAAUUUACGAAACUUCUUACGAAAAACUUAAAAUAUGUUCAGAUUGUUAUCCAAUUUCAUAUGACUUUAUGGUUUCUUCGACAACAAAAGAAACUAUUCCAAUCUUUUAUUUACCAUGGUGGGAUACAUUUUACGUAUGUAUAAUAUGUAAAGCAGAACUUAUAUGUGAUAAUAAUCAAAAAUGGUGUCCGCAUUGUUUCAUAAUUUACAGCGGAUGUAGAUAUUGUUUGACAACAAAUAUUAUUUUUGGAUAUACAGAUCAAUCUCAUUGUAAAAGUUGUAAAAGAGUAAUGUCAAUCACUACGACUAUAAGUAUUGAAAAUGAUGAAAUAGAUGAUUUUAUUUAUAAUAAAAGGAAUAUAAUUAAUAAUUGUGAUAUAAAUGUGGAUUAUAUGAAAGACAUAAUUAAAUAUGGGGAUAAUCCAUUAAAUGUUUAUGACUUUCUUAAAGAAAAGAUAUAUUUUAAUUUUAAUCCAGAAGCUAUAAUGGAAUGGAUACCAUAUUCCCAAAUUAAAAUAUUAAGCCAAAUUGCAGAAGAAGGAUUCAAUAUUAUUUAUAAAGGGAUUUGGAUGGAUGGUGGAGUACAUGGUGCAAAAUAUUCUAAUUGUAAUAGAAAAAAGCGCGAAAUUAUUACCGUAAAAAAAUUUAUCAAUUCAAAAGAUAUCAACAGACUUCUACUUCAUGAGUUAAGAUUAUAUUACCAAUGUUAUAAUAAAUCUUGCCAUAUUCUCCGGUAUUAUGGCGUUACAAAAAAUGAUGAAACAAAUGAAUAUAUGUUAGUUAUGAAAUAUAUAGAUGGAGAAAAUCUGCAUGAUUAUUUACGAAAAAAUUUUAAAAAUAUAACGUGGAAAGAGAAAUUAGAAAUUUUGUUACAAAUUUCAAAUGGACUUAGAAUUAUUCAUGAUGCAAAUUUAGUACAUCAAAAUUUUCAUAGUAAGAAUAUAUUAUUAGAUAAAUCAUAUAAGUCAUAUCAAAAAUGGCAAUUUGGGCAAUGGUUAAUUGGAUUAUCGCAACCUGCAGAUAACAUAUUAUCAAAUAAGGUAUCAUAUGAUAUUGCACCAGAAAUAUUUAAAGGGACUGCAUUUUCUAAAAAUUCUGACGUUUAUUCUAUGGGUAUGGUUAUGUGGGAACUUACAUCAGGUUAUAAGCCUUUUGCUAAUAUUGAACACAAUACCUCUCUUAUCGAUGAUAUUAUUAAUGGAACAAGGCCUGAAAUUACAGAUGACACUCCUGAUUGCUUUGGUAAUUUAAUAAAAAGUUGUUGGCAUUAUAAUCCAACAGAUAGACCUUCUAUAAGUGAUAUAUGUAAAACUAUUGAUGAUUGGUUAAUCAUGGAAAAAAAUGUUGAACUAUUUAGUCUGGCUGAAGAAAAAAGACUCGAGUCAAUACAAUUAGAAAAACUUAAUACAGAAUCUACUAAUAAAUGUUAUUCAAAAGUAGAUUGCAAUAAAUCAUUAAAAUCUUUGAUUUCUGGGUCUUUGUCGUUUUCGAUGAAUUUAUUUAAUAUGAAACUAGAACAUAGCUUAAGAGAACUUGAAAAAAAUGAUAUUCAAAGUUCAUCUUCAGAAUAUGUAACAAAUACACUUAUUUUAUCUAAAAAUCCUUCUAGCAAGCAUAGUAUUGAAGAUGAAAUUCAAAAUAACGAAAAACGUAUUAAAAUUUAG
Messenger RNA from Rhizophagus irregularis DAOM 181602=DAOM 197198, 2085 nucleotides. The record is from RefSeq and is a predicted model, not a curated record. NCBI's taxonomy places the organism in Eukaryota, Fungi, Glomeromycota, Glomeromycetes, Glomerales, Glomeraceae.